GGUCUGUCCUGUUAGAAGACCAGAGGGAGACACCGUCUCACAGCGUCACUGGCAAGUGAGUUCUUUUCAAAGGAAGACCGUUCAGAAAGGAAAACUCAUGGAUCUCACAAGCACAGUCAUCAUCCCACUGCUUUUUGGCAGCUUGGGGAUCUUCGCCCUUUUCCGGCUAUUGCAGUGGAUGCGGAUGCGAGCUUACCUCCAGGAAGCAGUGGUUGUGAUCACAGGGGCUACCUCUGGCCUGGGAAAAGAAUGUGCAAAAGCCUUCCACGCAGCUGGCUCCAAGCUGGUGCUCUGUGGCAGAGACAGCGAGAAACUCAAAGACGUGGUGCAGGAGCUUUCUACCAUGACCAAUCACCGAAGGAACACACACAAACCUCACACUGUGGUAUUUGACCUCUCGGACACUAAAACUGUCCUAAAUGCUGCUGAAGAGAUCCUGAAGUACUUGGGUCACGUGGACAUACUGAUCAACAAUGCAGGCAUCAGUUUCCGAGGCACAAUUGUGGACACAGGACUGGAUGUGGAUAAGAAAGUGAUGGAAACAAAUUAUUUCGGUCCUAUAGCCCUCACCAAAGCACUUCUCCCCUCCAUGAUCAAGAGGAGACAAGGCCACAUUGUGGCCAUCAGCAGUGUUCAAGGCAAAAUAAGCAUUCCUUUCAGAUCCGCAUAUGCUGCCUCUAAGCAUGCUACCCAGGCCUUCUUUGAUUGUCUACGAGCAGAGGUAGAGCAGUAUGACAUUGAUGUGACAGUUGUAAGCCCCGGAUACAUUCAGACAAACCUCUCUCUCAAUGCUGUAACAGCAGAUGGAUCUCGCUAUGGAGUUAUGGACAAGACCACCACCGAAGGACAGACAGCCGCAGAGGUCGCUCAGGUUGUUCUCAAUGCGGUGGGACAGAAGAAGAAGGAAGUACUUGUAGCUGGCCUAACACCUUCCCUGGCUGUCUACCUGCGAAAUCUCUUCCCCAGGCUCUUCUUCACCUUAAUGGCAACUAGAGCAAAAAAGGAGAGAAAAGCAAAGGACUCUUAGAGCUCAGCUCAUUCGAGCAGUAACUGUAGGGAGAGGCUAGCCCCCUGCAGUUUGGCUGGGACAUCGGUGGAGGUGCUCCCGCAGGAAAAACCUUUCUCAAAAUGCUGCAGUUUACCGUUGCAUGGAGAGUAGGAAGCAGUUUCCCCCACAUCAGGGCAGAGCCACUUGCUGGAAGACAGCACCUAGACCUCACCUGAAGCAGGGUGCUUGGACAAAGGGGGAGAGCUGAGGCUGCAGGGGAGGGUAACUCAAGGGGACACACUUUGCAGCAGGGGAGGCCCAUGUGCUGGAAAGACAGCACCUUACCUCACCUCACUCCAGGCAUGCUCAGCUUUCCUGGCCUGCUACAAAUAAAACCCACCUGUUUUGCCUUCACACAAGCAGAUCUUAGCUUUCCCCACCCCGCGGCCCCUGUGAAAUACAGUCCUCAGCUGGGAGCUCUCGUGAUCAGUGUCUCCUUCCCACUCCUUGCAGUCUGAUCUGCAACAUGUUGCUUGAAGUGGGAAACUUCACAGGGCCUCUGCUUGUUAAUAUGCCAACUCAUCUGAUAGGUUAAGCUAAAGUCAAGUCCAGUGCCACUUUUAGAGAACUGAUGUAAAAUUUAAGUUUUAUUUGGCAAUUAUUUUCUGUCUGAAUCAUGCCUUACUGAUGUACAGGGACAUUUAACUCUGCGCUACCUGACAGUACAGUAUUAACCCCAGCGCAAGUUAAUGCAGGGGAAGCACUGAACAGAUAGAAAGUAGCACGGCGAGGUACGCUGUUGCGUGUAAAUACUGUGCAGCUGACAGCAGCACACCCGGUUCACCUGCAGGCCUAGAGCGCAGAGUAGGUGUGAUUCUGUAGAUGCCAGGCACGCUGUCUCCUGGCAAGCAGAGGAGAGUCUGUGUGUGUAGGGUGGACGGUACAGGAGACAGACCCUUAGUUCUCAUCUGUUUUAAAGCAAUCACGGAUGCUAAUUAGCAUCACAUCCAGUGGGGGAAUGAUGCCCGCCUGUUCACAUAUCACAGGCUUCAGGGAGUCUGACAGCCUGAGGGAGUGCCAUAUUCCAUUCUUCGACCCCUUCUCCUCAAGUGAGGGAUACCAGCACCACUAGGAAAAAGGGGUGGCUGCACAGAGAGAGUUCAGUAAGGACAGAAAUAAUCUUUUUAACUUAGAAUUGAAGUAAAGCCGCCUAGUCGGAACCAAGGUCCGGACCCCUGCUGCCGCCUCCAUGCACUUACCAGCAUUUUCCAUGUGUACUGCCUUGUAUGUCCUGCCUGUGAGUGCCCAUCUGAUGACAAAUAAAUUGCAUCGCUAUGAAAUUAA
This is a messenger RNA of Pygoscelis adeliae (Adelie penguin), 2332 nucleotides long. RefSeq names its product dehydrogenase/reductase (SDR family) member 7B (gene DHRS7B). The record is from RefSeq and is a predicted model, not a curated record. Gene Ontology annotation, molecular function: oxidoreductase activity. Lineage: Eukaryota; Metazoa; Chordata; Aves; Sphenisciformes; Spheniscidae. Gene Ontology annotation, cellular component: membrane. The coding region runs from base 98 to 1027 and encodes 309 amino acids. The transcript is spliced from 7 exons.